Molecule: messenger RNA, 3153 nt
Organism: Balaenoptera musculus (blue whale)
Lineage: Eukaryota; Metazoa; Chordata; Mammalia; Artiodactyla; Balaenopteridae
Gene: SLC25A13
Product: solute carrier family 25 member 13
Exons: 18
Coding region: 152-2182 (676 amino acids)
Biological process (GO): aspartate transmembrane transport; malate-aspartate shuttle; L-glutamate transmembrane transport
Molecular function (GO): calcium ion binding; L-aspartate transmembrane transporter activity; L-glutamate transmembrane transporter activity
Source: RefSeq, a predicted model, not a curated record
CGGGAGGGCGUGGGGAGGCAGGCCGGGCGCGCACGCUGCCAGGCUGUAUCGCCGCUCCCGCCGCCGUCGGGACGGGAAGUGAGCGGCCCAGACCCGCAGCGCCAGCGAGCCGGUGAGAGCGUCCCGCAGCCGCCCGCGCCCGGUGCAAAGCAUGGCGGCCGCCAAGGUGGCUUUAACCAAGAGAGCAGAUCCAGCCGAACUUAGAACAAUAUUUUUGAAGUAUGCAAACAUUGAAAAAAAUGGUGAAUUUUUCAUGUCUCCCAAUGACUUCGUCAUUCGAUAUUUGAAUAUUUUUGGAGGAAGCCAGCCUAAUCCAAAGACUGUGGAACUUUUAAGUGGUGUGGUGGAUCAGACCAAAGAUGGAUUAAUAUCCUUUCAAGAAUUUGUGGCAUUUGAAUCUGUCCUGUGUGCCCCAGAUGCUUUGUUCGUGGUGGCCUUCCAGCUGUUUGACAAAGCUGGCAAAGGAGAAGUUACUUUUGAGGACGUUAAGCAAGUUUUUGAACAGACCACAAUUCAUCAACAUAUUCCAUUUAACUGGGAUUCAGAAUUUGUGCAACUACACUUUGGAAAAGAAAGAAAAAGACACCUGACAUAUGCGGAAUUCACUCAGUUUUUACUGGAAAUACAAUUGGAGCACGCAAAGCAAGCCUUUGUUCAAAGGGACAAUGCCAGGACCGGAAAAGUCACAGCCAUUGACUUCCGAGACAUCAUGGUCACCAUCCGCCCUCAUGUCUUGACACCUUUUGUAGAAGAAUGUCUAGUAGCUGCUGCUGGAGGUACCACGUCCCAUCAAGUUAGUUUCUCCUAUUUUAAUGGAUUUAAUUCACUGCUUAACAACAUGGAACUCAUUAGAAAGAUCUACAGCACUCUGGCUGGCAACAGGAAAGAUGUAGAGGUGACUAAGGAGGAGUUUGUUCUGGCAGCUCAGAAAUUUGGUCAGGUUACACCCAUGGAAGUUGACAUCUUGUUUCAGUUAGCAGAUUUAUAUGAGCCACGGGGACGUAUGACCUUAGCCGACAUUGAACGGAUCGCUCCUCUGGAAGAGGGAACUCUGCCCUUCAACUUGGCCGAGGCCCAGAGGCAGAAGAAGGCCUCAGUCGAUACAUCUCGACCAAUUCUCCUACAAAUUGCAGAGUCGGCCUACAGGUUUGGUCUGGGUUCUGUUGCUGGAGCUGUUGGAGCCACAGCUGUGUACCCUAUCGAUCUGGUAAAAACUCGAAUGCAGAACCAGCGAUCCACUGGCUCUUUCGUGGGAGAACUUAUGUAUAAAAACAGCAUGGACUGUUUUAAGAAAGUGCUACGCUAUGAAGGCUUCUUUGGACUGUAUAGAGGUCUGUUGCCACAGUUAUUGGGAGUCGCCCCAGAGAAGGCCAUAAAACUUACAGUGAAUGAUUUUGUGAGGGAUAAAUUUACACGCAGAGACGGCUUAGUCCCACUCGCAGCAGAAAUUCUUGCUGGGGGCUGUGCAGGAGCCUCCCAGGUGAUUUUCACAAAUCCUUUGGAAAUUGUCAAGAUCCGUUUGCAGGUAGCUGGAGAGAUCACCACUGGUCCCCGAGUCAGUGCUCUGUCUGUCCUAAGGGACCUGGGCUUCUUUGGGAUCUACAAGGGUGCCAAAGCAUGCUUUCUGCGGGACAUUCCUUUCUCGGCCAUCUACUUCCCAUGCUAUGCUCAUGUGAAGGCUUCCCUUGCAAAUGAAGAUGGGCAGGUUAGCCCCGGAAGCCUGCUCUUAGCUGGCGCCAUAGCCGGUAUGCCUGCGGCAUCUCUAGUGACCCCCGCUGAUGUUAUCAAGACACGAUUACAGGUGGCCGCCCGGGCCGGCCAGACCACUUACAGCGGAGUGACAGACUGCUUUAGGAAGAUCCUUCGGGAAGAAGGCCCAAAAGCUUUGUGGAAAGGAGCUGGAGCUCGUGUGUUUCGUUCCUCCCCCCAGUUUGGUGUAACUUUGCUGACCUAUGAGUUGCUGCAGCGAUGGUUCUACGUUGAUUUUGGAGGAGUGAAGCCCAUGGGAUCAGAGCCAGUUCCUAAAUCCAGGAUCACACUGCCUGCUCCCAAUCCCGAUCAUGUCGGGGGCUACAAACUGGCAGUUGCGACGUUUGCAGGGAUUGAAAACAAAUUUGGGCUUUACCUACCUCUCUUCAAGCCGUCAGUAUCUACCUCACAAGCCAUUGGUAGAGGCCCGUAGGAGGACCGUCCCUGGGCUAUUGCUGUGGCUUUGUUGUUACUGCAAUAAAGAAUGCCCCAUCUUGGACUGAAGCAACACUUCAUUCCUUUCACUUCCAUCUCCUGUUUAAAUUCAAGUCGAGGCUUUUUAUAAGGUGAAAUCAUUUAUUUUCUGUGUGGUUUCUUAACCUAGGUCAUUGUGAAAUUUUUCAUAAUUAUUCUUUGGGCCUCUGCUCACAAACCUUUGUGUCUGACAUUUGCUGGGAUUUGGUCAACACUAACCUGAUUUGGAGGAAGAAGCAAGUCUGAAAACAAAUUAGAACCAUUCUCCUUAGGAUUAGGAUUAUAGUCCCGAAGAGGCGAUUGAGAGGGGAUCAUGGUGCUCAGAGCAAAAGUGUUCCGUGUCUGUUUAACCUGGUAGGAGACUGGGUGCAUAUUUAUGAAAGUAAAAAAUACUGGAAGAAAUGAAAACAUUAUCAGAAAUAGCCAGCCUGGCUUCAGAUUUUAAGCAUGCACUAAUUCUGUCUCUGGAUUAUAUUAUGAAGCUUUUAUGUGAAACAUGUUUUUUUGUAAUGAAAACCACAUUGAAGAUGUUUAAUAAUCAUAUUCUGUUACUGGUACUAAGACUACUAGGGAGAAGUCUUUUGUGCUUUAGCGAGAGUACUGUUGGCACUGUACUCUGUAGAUGGAGAAACCAGGAUACGCAGCAUCUCUCCUGAUCUGGGGUGACUGCUCAUAUGAGGCACAUGUGCUGAUUGCUGCCUAUUUCAAUAAACACUGUAGAAAAACGCGUGCCUGCCUGUUACUGGUACCUACCCUCGCCGCCUCCCAAUCCCCCGUAAUUGGCAUCCAUCUGCUUUUAAAAUCCAUUUUAUCUUGAAUCAUGGAAGAAAAAUACAUUGCAAUACAAGUUUUUAUUUCAUUUGUGGUGCCUUGCACAAUGGUCAGAAGGCUCAUGUGUUUGUGAAGAAGGAAAUAAACUAUUUUUAAAGC